Molecule: messenger RNA, 2711 nt
Organism: Ailuropoda melanoleuca (giant panda)
Lineage: Eukaryota; Metazoa; Chordata; Mammalia; Carnivora; Ursidae
Product: angiotensin-converting enzyme-like protein Ace3
Biological process (GO): proteolysis; regulation of systemic arterial blood pressure by renin-angiotensin; positive regulation of systemic arterial blood pressure
Cellular component (GO): plasma membrane
Molecular function (GO): peptidyl-dipeptidase activity; metallopeptidase activity
Source: RefSeq, a predicted model, not a curated record
AUGGAGCUGGACCGCGAUUGGCCCAUAGCCUCACCCAGCUCUGCUGUUCUCUUGGCCAUGGGCACAAGAUGGACUUGCCAUGGACCUUCCCUAUUUGUGCUCUUCUGUUAUGGGAAGCUUUUGCCAUGGCUAAGGACCGAGGGUGAUCAGAGCUUAGACAAGUUCUACAAUGAGACUGUGGCAAAGGCGUUCCUGCAGUUUUAUGAGCAUACGGCCCAGGUUGUGUGGAACCAGUUCAUGGACGCCACGUGGAACUAUGUCACCAACAUCACCAACAAAAAUCGGGAGGAGAUGCUGCACAAGGACUCAGAGAGGUCCCAGCACAUUCUGUACUUUGGCACGGCCCGCCUGUUUAAGACCUCCAGGUUCCAGGACCCGGCCGUGAAGCGCAUGCUGAGUAAGCUGCAGAACAUAGACAAGGCGGCCCUGCCCCAGGACGAGCUCGAGGAGUACAACAAGCUUCUGGCCUACAUGGAGACGACGUACAGCAUGGCCCAGGUGUGCCUGAAUGAGGGACCCUGCCUGCCCAUGGAGCCUGACCUCCAAGAAAUCAUGGUCACCUCCCGGGACCAGAAAGAGCUGCUGUGGGCCUGGCAGGGCUGGCGGAAUGCUGUGGGUCAUCAGCUCCGCAUCACCUUUGAGCGCUACGUGCAGCUCAGCAACAAGGCUGCAAAGCUCAACGGUUACAAAGACAUGGGGGCCUUGUGGCGGUCCAAGUAUGAGCCUGACACGCUAGAACAGGAUCUGGAGCAGCUGUUCCAGGAGCUGCAGCCGCUCUACUUGAAACUGCACGCCUACGUGCGCCGCGCUGCGCCUGCACCACCACUACGGCCGGAGCUUAUCGACCCGAGGGAGCCCAUCCCUGCCCACCUGCUGGGGAACAUGUGGGCUCAGUCCUGGGUCAACAUCUUAGACCUGGUCCUGCCCUUCCCGAAGAAGCCCCCUGAAGAUAUCACGAAGAUCAUGAAAAGCCAGCACUGGAAGCCCUCCAAAAUGUUCGAAGAGGCAGAUAUGUUCUUCACUUCCCUGGGGCUGCUUUCCACCCCUCCCAACUUCUGGAAAAAGUCCAUGAUGGAAAGGCCAGCUGACGGGCGGGAGGUGGAGUGCCACGCCUCUGCCUGGGACUUUUACAACGGCAAGGACUUCAGGAUAAAGAAGUGCACCGAGGUGACCAUAGAAGACCUGCUCUCCAUCUUCCACCGGAUGGGCCAUAUCCAGUACUUCUUGCAGUACAAGAACCUCUCUGUGAUCUUCCGCGCCGGCGCCAACCCAGCAUUCGAAGAGGCCGUAGGGUCGAUGAUCACCCUCUCGGCCUCCUCCCACAAGCACCUGCUCAACAGAGGCCUGCUCAGCCACCAGCACCAGGACUCAGAGGAGGAGGUCAAUUUCCUGAUGGGCAUUGCCCUGGAGAAGAUCGCCUUCAUCCCCUUCGCCUACCUUAUGGACCUGUUUCGCUGGAAGGUCUUCGAUGGCACCAUCCAGAAGGACGUCUACAACCAGGAGUGGUGGAACCUCAGGUUGAAAUACCAGGGCAUGUGCCCCCCCAUCCCUCGGACAAAGGAUGACUUCGAUCCCGGUGCCAAGUUCCACAUUUCUGCCAGCGUGCCCUACAUACGGUACUUCAUCAGCCUCGUGCUCCAGUUCCAGCUCCACGAAGCUUUAUGCAAGGCCUUGGGUCACAUGGGCCCACUGCACCGGUAGGACAUCUAUAACUCCAAGAUGGCUGGGAAGCUCCGGGAAGAUAUCCUAAAGCUGGGCUCAAGCAAGCCCUGGCCAGAAGUCCUGCAGAAGAUAACCGGGCAGACCAAAGUGUCUACAAAGGCCCUCAUGACCUACUUCAAGCCCCUGCUGAACUGGCUGGUCACCGAGAAUGUGCAGCAGGGGGAGAUCCUGGGCUGGCCAGACUUCAGCUGCACCUUUGCAGAAAAAGACACAGACAAGGUGACAUUUAUGAGUCUGGAGCUGGGGCCUGACCAGACCAAAUUUGGGCAGUGGGUGUUGCUGGCCAUCAGCUUGGUCAUGUUCCUGGUGGCCCUACUGCUGGCCCGCAGGUUGUACUCUCUGGAAAAAAGGUCACUGUCCCAGGACACCAAUGCGCAGGACACCGGUUCACGGGAUUCCAGUGCCCCCGAGACACAGCCCAAGGCCUACUUCCUGGGCAUAGCCAUGGAGACCCGCCUAGUUGCCAAAAGACACUGGAUCCUUCUGGGCCUCUGCCUCAUCUUGACGCUGUACUCAAUCAGCCUGACCAUUCGGGUUUUCACGCAGCACUACAGGAAGCCUCCAUGGAUGAGAGCUGAAUGGUGGAGCUGGGACUAGACACCAGUACAACCGCCAGCCUGCACCCCCAAAUAAGGGGCAGCCAGGACAACUCUGCCUCCCUAGGAGGCCACACUUGCAGCCCUCCCAUUCCCUAGCCACAGUGGCCAACCACGCCCCCAUCAGGCAUUGUGGCUCUGCGAGGCAAAGGCACACCCAGCCCAGGACUCCAAGCCUCUCAUCUGGACUCCAGCAAAAACCUCACUGAGCCUCCUUGUCCAUCCUCUCUCCCCCACCCACCAUUGUAAAGUUUCUCUCACUGGAAUAUUUCCUCCGUGUCUAACUGCUUAAGAACUUGGUUGUCCAUCAAUUAUCUAGAUGUUCAAAAUGGCAUCUGAGGGUGUGUAUCAAUCCCCCUUUUGUUCAAACUUCACUUCUCCCAUGCCCCAACU